AUCCUGGUUCAAUAUUCAUUUUCUUUGACUUAACAAACGAAAUGACAACCCUGGAAAGCGAUAAAGAAAAACUCUGUUGUUUGAUUUACUGCAUUGGCAUUUUGACUAUUUCGGCUGCAAUUUGGAACAUUUGCAAACUAGCAGGAAAAUACUUCAAUAAAAUGACCACCAAAGAAGAAGUCACCCUCAAACAGCGUCAAGCUGCCGAUGAUUUAACUAAACGUCUUCGCCAUUAUCUAGUGAAUGGGCCCAAUCAGAGCGAAAUUUGUGGAAAGGUCGUGCUCGCCAUGGAGCAGGUUAACAUUGUGCCACUUCUGGUCGGAAACGGCAUUGAGAAGGCGAAACUUCGCAGCAUUCUCCACGUGCUGGCCCAGCGCAUGCGGUGCCUGCGGGUGAAAAUGGCGGACAUCCGCAGGCUACAUGACUUGUGCCAUCGCAUGGGGCUAUCGGAGCUAGCCAACGUCCGGGUUUGUAUAGUGCUGGCAGACGAUAAAGGGAAUUCAUCAGCAGGCGGCAGUCAUUUAGAGCUGCUCGGGUCGCUGACGCCUGGCGUGGAGAUUUUGAGCGUGUUGUGCUGCAUCGAUGGCCACUUUCCGGAACUGAAGAAGGUGCGCAUCGUACACCUCUCCUGCACUGUGACACAGCGCACCCUGGAAGAGCUGUUUCGCAAGUGCCCCUUACUGCAACAUUUUAAGCUGAAGAAUGAAGGCCGUUCGCCAGAAAUCAUGGACAUGAAGAACAUCGGUCAGUGCUCGUUAUUGGAGGGGCUUCUGCUGCCUCUUCUGCUGAUGAGCCCGCUGCACGUCUGCCAGCUCAGCAAUCUGAAGCAACUCACGCUGCAGAGCAAGGAUCAGUGGCAGAACGAGGAGUGGCUGCUCGUUGUCCAGGAGAUCAUCAAGGCCAAGCGGUUCGAGUUGGAGCGCAUAUGCUUCGACGGCGCCUACGUUGGCGCACCGCUGAACCUCUCCGUGCUCCUGCUGGCCCGCUGCACCGCACUGACCGAGGUGCGUCUGACCCGCUGCAACCUCGUGGGGGACGGCAAGCUGCCGCCGCCACUGCCAUUCAGCUGCCACUGCCUGAGGAUCCGCCACUGCUCCCUCCCUAAGCUCAGCCUGCUCCUGGCCAGCGAUUGCAUGCUGCAGCACAUGGAUCUCUUCAACUGCAAGUCCGUCAAGACAGCGAACCUCCUCGCGGAGGCCCUCGCCAUGCGGAAGUCUCAGGCCUGUAUCAGCCCACUGGUGAUCAAACUUUUCCAGUCGCCGGAGCUCGAGAUCGAGUACAACAAGUGGAGUCCGCAAGAGCAACUGGCAGCCAAGCCUUGGUUGGAGAUUGAAGUGCUCAAGAAAGAUCAUAUUCCGUCCUGGGAUGAUCAGCGCCUGGGAUUGAUAUCCAUGCAAUUUGGCCAAGCCAUAAACAGCUUUCCCACCAGCCUGGAGGACGAUCAGAAUCAGCUUGAAAACGCGGAUCUAUUGAAGGAAAUGGACUCUGUAUGUGGGUUCUGAUCUGCCCAGCCUUUCACCUGAAAUUUACACAUGGGAUCAGGUGUCUGCUCCGACUGUUCCUCCACCUGAGGAGGAUCCAACUAGACGGCUCCUCCGUUAGAAGACAUAACGUUUUUCCAUACAUUUUUAGAUUACCAAUAUUAUUAUGAGACUGACACUGCAAAAGAGAUUCCUUUUUGCUUAACAAUAAAAAAUGAUUAAAUCAUUGAA
Molecule: messenger RNA, 1712 nt
Organism: Drosophila pseudoobscura
Lineage: Eukaryota; Metazoa; Arthropoda; Insecta; Diptera; Drosophilidae
Exons: 2
Coding region: 42-1502 (486 amino acids)
Source: RefSeq, a predicted model, not a curated record